AUGAGUAAUUAAGUUUAAACUAUUGAAAGCGAGCAAUAUCCUUUGUGUGCUAUGGACGAAAAUCUACUUUUUUCCUCGAAUAAAAAUUAAAACUUUACGCAGGAAUCGUCUGCCAAGCAUAAUUAUUUUAAUAACUCCUAAAGCGAUAAAAAAAAGAGCUUAAGCUCAAAUAAGGAGAAUAGCUCUUCAACUUAAUAUGUUAAGGAAGGGCUAAUUUCUCUUCAUUUUAAUAAUAAAAGCGAAAUGGUGGUUUAACCUUUCUCUAGUUAAAAUGCUUAAACCAAAUUACACUAGUUACCUUCUUUUAGAUAAGCUAAUCAUAAUUAAACAUGUAAAACUGCUGACAAAAUGUUUGAGAGAAAAGCCCAUCAAAAUUAGAGAGAAACUGAAUCAGCUAUUUAAAUAGAGCUCUCACCUGGAUGGACUGCUUCUUCUAGUAUAUCACAGCGCCAGAUCCACUCAGAAAAAUCCGAAAUGCAAGAGGAAGAAACCCAAGAAAUGACUGGAAAUGGAAUAGCUAGAUCUGAGUUAAAAGAUGUUGUCCGCAAUCUUAAUCUGAUAGAUUUGGCUAAAACUGAGGAUGAAAGCCCUAUGUCUCAAAGUUUAAGUGCAUUAAGUAGCAGUAAUCUUUUCAGGAGUGAAUCUAAUAAUAGCACAACAUCUGAUUAAUUUUUAAGAGAAAUCAGCACAAAUAUCCUCAAUUAAAACUCUUAAAAUGAUUUCAUAACUUUAGAUAAGAAACAAAAGUUCUACAAAAAGUGUAAUUUUGAUCGCUUUAUACCUUCAAGAGUUGAGUCUGAUACAUACAAACUUUUUUAAAUUCACUCAUAAAUGGAACUUGACUAAGCAAAUCAUUAGCAAAACUUAUAAUCUAAUUAGUAAAACUCAAAUAAUAACAUAAAGGAAGAAUAAAAUAGACAGCUCUACCAUAAUUUACUGCAUGCCCAUUUCUUAGAAAACAACACUGUGAUAAACCACAACUAUUGUUCACCUGCCGAUGAUACCUCUCUCUUUGCCAAUUCUUAAGAAAGCGCAUCUAAAUAAAGCCAAUUUAAACCUUUAAAAAAGUUGUUUUCAUACGGUGAAAAUAAUUCUUCCUCAAAUAUGUAAUCAAACAAUAGCUCCUCUCUUUCUUCAUUUAUGCCACCUUCUUCUUCCUCAUCUUCUUCAAAAAAAUCUUCUAUUUAUUAAUCACUUAUUAACUUGCCUGAUAAUAACAUGUACAUGAGAGAUGAAACACCUAAGCUCAAAAUAAAUCCUCGUCCUUACAAAAUAUUGGAAGCACCAACGCUAAAAAAUGAUUUCUACUUAAAUCUUUUGGACUGGAGUGCUUCCAAUCUUGUUUCUGUCGGACUUGAAAAUUACGUUUAUGUUCUUUCAGGAGCUAAUCAAAGCGUUAAAACAUAAUUCACUAUACCAGAAUAUGUUGAUCAUAAUUUAUUGAAGAUGUAAAGUGGUUAAGAUUAAAUAUAGCAAUCAGAUUAUUAUAAUAUGGUUUGUUCUGUAGGAUGGUCUUAAAUUUCAGAUCAUAUUUCAGUAGGAGACAGAUAAGGAAAGGUUUAUUUAUUCGAUUUGACUAAAAAUAAGUUUUUGAGAGUUAUGCAGAAUCACACAGGGAGAGUAGGUUAAAUAGCUUGGAAUGGAAACUUGAUUGCUACAGGUUCUCGUGAUAAAAACAUUAUCAUAACAGAUAUUCGUGAUAAAAGCUCUAAUUCCAUAGUAUUUAAAGGACAUGAACAAGAAAUUUGUGGAAUGAGAUGGUCUUUUGAUGAGUAAACUCUAGCUUCAGGUGGAAAUGACAAUAAAGUAUUUUUAUGGUCUUUGAAAAUGAAUGGAAAAUUAGCUAAAAUCUCAUCAAGUAAAGCAGCUGUUAAGGCUAUUGGUUUUUCCCCACAUUAACAUAAUAUUCUCGCAUUCGGUGGUGGUACAGCUGACAGAUGUAUUAGAAUAUAUGACACUUAGCAAUUAAAAUAAAUAGAAUGUAUAGAUACAGGCUCUUAAGUUUGUAAUUUAAUAUUCUCCAAAAACAGCAGAUAAAUCAUUUCAACACACGGUUAUUCGUUGAACCACAUACAAAUUUGGAACUAAUCAAAUAUGAAAAAAUUAGCAACCUUGACUGGUCACACUUAAAGAGUACUCUAUCUCGCGGAAAGCCCAUGUGGAUAAAAUAUCUUAACUGGAGCCGCAGAUGAAACGAUCAGAUUCUGGAAUAUAUUUAAAAAUGAUACAGUUAAUGAGCUUUCUCCUUCAAGUCUUGGUUUAAGGUGA
Molecule: messenger RNA, 2268 nt
Organism: Tetrahymena thermophila SB210
Lineage: Eukaryota; Ciliophora; Oligohymenophorea; Hymenostomatida; Tetrahymenidae
Product: anaphase-promoting complex protein
Exons: 2
Biological process (GO): positive regulation of ubiquitin protein ligase activity; positive regulation of anaphase-promoting complex-dependent catabolic process; anaphase-promoting complex-dependent catabolic process
Cellular component (GO): anaphase-promoting complex
Molecular function (GO): anaphase-promoting complex binding; protein binding; ubiquitin ligase activator activity
Source: RefSeq, a predicted model, not a curated record